AUGACAGCACCUCAGAAUCCUAUCACCAGAGCUAUUUGGGACGGUGCUCUUCCGAUAAAAUUUUCUCUUGACGCUGGGGAAGCUGACGCAGCAGGAGCAAAUACAAUAAUAGAACCAUAUUUUAUAGAGGCUCCACGGUGUUCCUAUUUCCCGUUGUUAACCAGUCAAAUAAGAAAAUAUUUUACCGACUUGUCGUUACAAUUCAUUGGAGACGACGCGGAGAUUUGGUAUGAUGUGGACGGGACGCCGUUGAAAUGGCAUUAUCCAAUAGGGCUGUUAUUUGAUCUGCACACUGGCUAUAGACCCGACUCUAAUAGUCCACCACCUUUACCAUGGCCUGUAACCGUACACUUUAAAAAUUUCCCUGCAGAUAAACUAAUCCGCGCACAGGCUAUCGAUGCUACACAGGAUUUCUUCAUGUCUAUGAUCAAAGAAGCGGACUUUCUAAGAAAUGGCAGCACAAAGAAAGUAAUGAACUUGUCAAAGAAUGAUCAAGUACAGCUUUGGGAUGGAUUGUGGUCCAAUAGCCUUCUCUCUUGUAAGGUCUUACAAUACCUUAACCAGGCCAUUCUUACGUAUCAAUGUGCAGGAGAUUACGAUCGUUUCUGGAGUAUAAAUUAUCGCCUUGUUAUGAAUGAUGGACAGGUACCUAGGCACAUUCCUCUGCGAAUAUAUUUGCCUGAUAAUUGCCCUGUCAUACAGGAACCUAUUUCGCCAUUGAACGAAGACGGGAAAGUAUUAUCGUUGGGUGCUGUGCUUCAUCGGGUACUCCCAGAAUUGUUUCCAUCGCCCACAACAAAUGACAGUAGCACCGAUGCUGCGCCAGUAAUUCAUGGAGUCAUUACGUCCCUGGCAGUGCCUAUCGUCGAGGCCUCUCAGAAUUUAUGUUAUCCGGAUAAUUUCUUACAUAUUGUAGUUCUUCUCGGAAAGUAA
This is a messenger RNA of Paraglomus occultum, 933 nucleotides long. The record is from the annotation of a GenBank genome assembly. Lineage: Eukaryota; Fungi; Glomeromycota; Glomeromycetes; Paraglomerales; Paraglomeraceae.